Messenger RNA from Enterobius vermicularis (human pinworm), 249 nucleotides. The record is from the annotation of a GenBank genome assembly. Lineage: Eukaryota; Metazoa; Nematoda; Chromadorea; Rhabditida; Oxyuridae.
AUGAGUCAGUUCACGUCUAUGAUCGUUGAAAGGUUAGGAACACGAGAGUGUGGUAAAGACCAAUAUCGGUUUGGAUUAGCGAUUGUUCCGUAUGGAAACGAUAUUAGGCUUCGUGACGAAAGGAAAUCGAAUGUUUGGGCACUCGCAUGGAUUCGAAAAUCACUUGCAGGACAGGAAAGGUACUGCAUCUACAAAACUGCACUCUGCAGCCUCAACGGUGAGCCAAUCGUUUUUAUAACAUUUUUGUAA